This is a messenger RNA of Xyrichtys novacula (pearly razorfish), 19232 nucleotides long. Lineage: Eukaryota; Metazoa; Chordata; Actinopteri; Labriformes; Labridae. The record is from the annotation of a GenBank genome assembly.
CAGGGGUCAAAGGUCAAGCGGCCCACCUUUUCCUCAUUAAUCCAACAGCUUGUCUGACUCCAACUACUCCACUAAGACCCGCCCCUUCACGAGGACCAACAGCCAAUCCCUGCUCAGAACCAGGAAACAGCAGGAUGGGAGAACCAACCAGCUCCACAUGGCCUUCUGUUUGUGUCCCAUCCUGCCCUGUGGAAUUGUGGGGGAUGUAGUUCCAGUGCCGGAGGAAGAUGAGAUGAUUCAGCCACAGAGGAGACGGAGAUAGGCACUGCGGAUGGAGAGACAGGUGAACAGAGACAGGUGAACGAACAUGAAUUUAAUGACUCGGCUAAUAUUCCGUUUUCAAUCACACAGGUGAGACGGACACAUCACUGACACCUGUACUUCCUGUCACCUUUGACAAAUGGACCCUGCCAGGUAUCAGGGAUCACACCUGCCCUCUUACCUCAAACCUGACACUGCCACUGGUGUCCUUCAGCCACAAGUCUCCACCUCCUCCGCUUAGAUAACCAAUCAGAAGCAAGUUGACCCGCGGCAGAGCCCGCUGUCCAGGCAGGGCAAGCUCCGCCUCCUUCUCCCACGCUCUCUGCUGAUUUGUGCUCCAAGACAGGUUACUGACGCAGGCCAGGUGCUGUUUAGAGAGCAGCUCAGAGACAGAGAGGGGCCUGGUGACAGGUCAGCAGGGGUCAAAGGUUAGAUUUAUCACUUAGGGUAUGACAAAUAUGUCAAGCUAAUCUUUUAAUUUGUGGCCGGUCAAUAACUGUGAACACACCUGUAGCUCACAGGUAAGCUGUGUGUAACUGCCAUGUUCUUCUGGAUCUUCUUCACCACACACACACACAGGUCAUCAGGACACACACUGCCUCCUAAAACCCACAAUAAUAACACACUCAUUAUGACCUCUGACCCCAGAGAGCCGCUCUUUGACCACCUGACAGGACAGGUGUGAAGUGACCUCUCUCUGAUGUCAAAGUGUGUGAUAAAACCUGUAAACUCAGCUGUCUGUGUGUUCUUUACUGUUUUUAAUUCACACAACACUGAGGCUGACCUACCAGAGAGGGCGGAGCCAGACAGAAGAGGAUGAAGGUGUUUAGUGAUGAAGGUCAACAUCAUCUUUAACCAAACGGACUCCUGCAGAAUGAAACAUUCAUUUACAUGUUACAUAAAUCCAGAGGAAUUAACCUCCACCUGCCAGUUACUCUGAACCAGUACAACUAACCAGUUAGAUAUAUUACCUACUACUGGUUAGGUGAAGUAAUAACUGAUGAUCUGUGGUAGGGCUGCACGAUAUAUCGUGAAAUUAGUUGUCUGCCUUUAAUUCUUUGAAGAAGUGUUUGAAAGGCUCAACAGCAGCCAUUUGUUAAAAAAAAUAAGUAAAUAUGUAGAUAUAUUACUUAAAUUAACAAAAUUUUAAAACCGCAUAAAAUUUUUUUUAAAAAUAGGCAGAUUAAUCGGUAAUCAGAUCCCCCCCCCCUAAUAAUCAGUAUCAGUAUUAAAAAAAUCCAUAUCAGUCGGGCCCUACUCUUGUUGUGGCAACAGGUGAAAGACACUGCAGACACAGAACAGGUGUUUUAGUCGACAUCAUCCUUCUUGUAACCGAAAUAAUUCCAGAUAACUGACUUUCCUUUUCUUUUUUGGCAACAAGUCUUUAUUUUCAGUGGUUUUCUCUUGUUCGUUUCUCAUUUUGCAAUCCUUGUUGUUGUUACCGUUGUGCCAAGAACAUGUCCGCUGAGGAUUGCAUACACCUCGCAGAAACGCGCACCGCUUAUAGUAGAGUGGUCCAUGGAAAUGAACUAUUUCAAACCCACACUGUUCUUAUUUGUGGGGCUAAACAGUGAUGAGGAAUGUUCCUAAAGUAAUUCUCGGCGGGUAUGAGUUUCUCGGCACAACACCAGCAGCGCCAGCAACUCGCUCCAUGUGCAGGGGCGUGGUUUCCUCCUCUCUGAUUUUGACUGAUGGCUGGCAGGCUAGUCUGAUUGGAAACUGAGUACAGAAAGAAUGUGAUUGGUGGAUCGCUGCACAGCACAUGCAGAGUCACAUUCAGUGUAUGUCAGUCAACUACCAUUGAAAUUAGAUGAGUUCAUUCGCCUUCGACAUCGCAGGCUCUGCAUGUGACUAUAGCGCACACUACAUCGCGAUGAUGAUGCUCAAACGAUAUAUCGUGCAGUCCUACGAGAUACGCAUACCCGCUGAAAAUUACUUGCGGAACUUCACUCAUCACUGUUUAGCCCCACAAAUAAGAACUGUAUGGGUUUAAAAUCGUACAUUUACACGGAGCACUCUACUAUAAGCGGUGCGCGUUUCUGCGAGGUGUAUGCAAUCCUCGGUGGGCACGUGUUUCUCAGCACAACAUCAACGAUUUCAAAAUGAGAAACGAACCAAAGAAAACCGCCGAAGAUGAAGACUCGUUAGCACAAAGAAAAGACACGUCACUGACCUUUGAAGAUCAAUGCUUGUUGACAAAAAGAAAAUCAACGUCACUUUUUGGAAUUAUUUCUGUUACAAGAAGGAUGACGUCACUAAGCACCUGUUCUGUGUCGGCAGUGCCUUUCAUCAAGGAGAGAUAACGAGUCCCAGAACAAUUAAAGCUAAAAACAUCUCUGAGACAGACAGAAGCCAUUCUACUAACAUUCACUAAAAGAGGUAAGAUCAGAGCAGGUUAACUGUCCUCAAGAUCUCAGCAGAAAGUCAGAUUCUGGUCAUCUGGUGAGAAUUCCUCUAUUUUUUAAUAUCGUCAUGUAUAUCACAGAGUUGAACAAAAAUGAAGUUAGUUUUUUCCAACAUCGUGCAGCCGAAUAUUUCUGCUGCUUCAUUAUAUAGCUAGCUUAGUUAACGGUGGUUGGUUGGUUAGUUAGUUAGUUAGUUAUUUAUACUGUUGUCAUCGCAGCUUGUCUUAACUCGAGAUUAUUCAUGUUCUUUAUAACUGAAUUAAAAUCAAACCUGUGUUCAAACAUACAAUAAUCAUGUUGGUUUAUUCUUUAAUGCAUCUGUCCCAACUCUGAAGGGACCUCUGUGUGAAUUUAAACAUUAUUUAAUCGAUAUAAAUGACAGAGUUUAAGCAGAAAACUGUGAAGCUGGAAACAGAGACUGUACUAACGGCCUCUCCGCCGGGCUGCAGCUCCUCCACGACGCGCUGAACUGACUCCAUAUCCGGGUCUCUGCUCAUCUCAGGUCUAAUGGAAUAAUGAUAAAUUAGAUUUGUCGUCAAAUUCACUCGUCUGAUCACUGCGACCCAUCUCGCUCACACGCCGCUCCCGCAAAACAACUUCGAACCAGACUUCCUACUUCCUGUUCUUCUUCUUCUUCUUCUUCUUCUUCUUCUUCUUCUUCUAGUUUAACGGCAGUUGGCACUCUUGUGUACGGUGCAUUACCGCCCUCUUCUGGCAAUUCUUAUGCAAAACCCCCUGUGCACCACCCUUUCCCAUCUCAUUCACUCACACUUUCAUACUCCUACUGACUAAAUCCUAUCAAUCAACCCCGUCACCCUUAAAAACUCGACUAACACUCUCACAUGUGCCCUGUACCCCAUCUGUAAUACUCCCUUUAGUGUAAGGUCCUGCAUACCCAAUUCCCUCAACUUACUUCUCAUCUCUCCCCUUUCCAUCUCAUAUCUCCUACAACCCAUUAGUACAUGCUCCACUGACUCCUCCACCUGACAUCCCUCACAUAACCCAGUCUGGUGUUUCCCUAUCAUUUUCAGUGUUUUGUUUAAUGCGCAAUGACCCAACCUCAACCUUAUCAAUGCUGACCCUUCCUUUCUCUGUCCACUACCCAACCUCCUAACUUUAACACUUUCUUGAAUCUUAUAAAGAUGCCUUCCUCUCUUCUCACCCUCCCAUUUCUUCUGCCACAUUUGAAUAAGCUUUUCCCAUAUCAUACUCUUAACUUCCGCUUUACUUAACCUAACAUUCAGCUCCACUGAUUCCUUCCCUAACGCCUCCUUAGCCAUCACGUCUGCCUUCUCAUUUCCUUCCACCCCUAUAUGUGCUGGAACCCAUAAAAAACUGAUCUGACCCCCCUGCUGUACUAUUCUUGUUACUGACUGUAAUAUUUCAUAUAAUAAACCCUGACGGCUGCUUGAAUGGAAUGAUCUAAUGCUAGCUAAAACUGAUGCUGAAUCCGUGCAUAUAACUACCCUCUUUACUCUAACUUUUUCCACCCAUUUCAGUGCAAUCAUCACCCCCAACAUCUCCACUGUGUUUACCGCUAGACCGUCUGAUGUCCUUCUAUUGAUUUCAAUUCCUCUCGAUGGCACCACUACCCCUAAUCCUGUCACCCCCGUCUCAGGUUGUUUUGCCCCAUCCGUGUAUACCUGAACAAAUCCGCUAUAUUCUUCCCUCAGGCGCUGAUUAACUACGCUGACCAAGCUUACCUGUCCUCCCUCUUUCCUUUUCUUUCCCAUUACACUCCAAUCCACUGUUGGCCAUAUCAUUCUCCAUGGUGGCAUUGCUGGAUACACUAUUGUUAGGUCUACCUCCAUCUCCCCCACCCCAAGCUCUGCUGUUAUUCUAUUCCCCAUCCUACCAAAAUGCUCCCUCUUACCUUUCCCCUCCUCCCAACACUCCUCUAUCACUCCUUUUGUGGGGUGGGUACCACUGCUGCCCUUUAAACUAACCCAGUAGUUUGCUAUGAGAUGUUUGCGCCUCAGGCAUAGCGGCAUCUCACCCAACUCCACCUGUACUGCAGGCACUGGUGACGUCCAGAAGGCCCCACUACAGAUCCUUAAUGCACUUGUCUGGAUCGUAUCUAGCUUUCCUAAAAGGGACUUUGCUGCUGAUCCAUAAACUAUACACCCAUAAUCUAUAACUGACCUAAUCAUAGCUACAUAUACUGUUUUUAAUGCAUCACAGCUCGCCCCCCAUUCUCUGCCUGCAAGACACCUCAUCACAUUCAACACUUUCCUGCACUUACCCUCUACCCGCUUGAUAUGAUCUGCCCAGGUUAACCUCUUAUCAAAUACCACCCCCAAAUACUUAAAUGCCUCAACCCUCUCCAGUUGCCUACCAUACAUACUCAAUGACACAUCUACUCCCACCCUCUUCCCGGUAAAAAUUAUAGUUUGAGUCUUCUCUACUGAAAACCUACACCCCCAAUCUAAUCCCCACUCUGUCACCCCAUCAAUCGCUGUCUGCACCUUAGUGACUAAAUGUUUGGUGUUCCUCCCUCUCUUCCACAGUGCUCCGUCAUCUGCGAACAGUGAGCUUCCUAUAUCUGCUGGUACCUCUGAAAAAACAUCAUUAAUCAUGAUAAGAAACAAUAGUGGGCUAACUACGCUCCCCUGGGGAGUGCCGUUCCUUACUUCAUAUUUACUAGAUAUCUCUGACCCUAUUCUAACUUGAAUCUUCCUAUCAUUCAAAAAGUCCUUUACCCAAUUAAAAACUCUGCCCCCAAUCCCCAUCCCCUGCAACUUAAUCAGUAAUCCUUCCUUCCACAUCAUGUCAUAUGCCUUCUCUAUAUCAAAAAACACUACCACUACAGAUUCCUUAUUUGCCUGCGCCUUCCUCACCUCACUUUCUAGUCUCACCACUGCGUCCAUUGUGUUCCUACCUUUUCUAAAUCCGCUUUGGCAUCUCGCCAGCGUACCUCUCUUUUCAAGCACAUAUGUCAAUCUCUCUGUUACCAUUCUUUCCAUAAUUUUACAAAUGUUCGAAGUCAAAGCUAUUGGCCUGUAGCUAGAAGGAGAGCAUGGGUCCUUACCUGGCUUCCUGAUCGGUACUACCUCUGCUUCCUUCCAUACACUCGGUAGCCUUCCCUCCUCCCAUACCUUAUUAUACAAUUCUAACAUCCUGUUCAUCCCCUUUUCCCCUAAAUUUUUCAGCAUUACAUAGCUUACCUGAUCUCCCCCUGGAGCUGUAGGCUUUGCCUUCCUAACCGCUCUCACAAGCUCUGCCAUAGUAAAUCUGGUGUCUAUCUCCCCCCCUGAAUCCGUCCUCCUGUCUAGAGCACCUGGAUAUCUACUCUGAGUCAUCUCUCUUCUCCUCUUCCCCUCCAUUGUCAGAUUGUCUACACUAUGCACCUUUGCAAAUGCCCUGGCUAUCAUCUCAGCCUUUUCCUUAUCAUUUACUGCUGUCUCUCCUUCCUCUGUAAUUACAGGAUAUUCCCACUCCCUCCUUCCCCUCCCAUCUUCCUUAUCAUACCCCAUACUUCUCCUACUGGUGUUGUUCUCCCUAUACCAUUACAAAACUGUCUCCAACUCUCCCUCUUUGUGCGUCGAACUACUCUCCUCACCAAUGCUUGUGCUCUCUGAUAUUCUAACAGACUUGCCAUAGUAUGGUUUUGUUUAAUCUUUCUGAAUGCUUUAUUUCGGGCUUUCACUGCCUUGCUACACUCCUCUGACCACCAUGGAACUAACUUCCUGGUCCUCCCAUUUCUGCUCCUCGGAAUAGCUUGAGUUGCUGCUGUGAUUAUUGCUGUUGUAACACUAUUGUUGACUUCUUCCACAUCCCUGUUUGUAUCAACUACCUCCAGUAGACCCUCACUCACCUCCCUAAAUUUAUUCCACUCUGCUUUACUGUACACCCAUUUCCGGAGCCCCCUACCCGCCCCCACCUCCACUCUUCCCCCUACUGUACACAUGAUUAAAUAAUGAUCACUACCUAGCGACUUUCCUGACAACACUUCCCAUUUACUGACUCCUGCCAAACUUGCUGAUACCAAUGUAAUAUCUAUAGCUGACUCAUUUCCUGUUCUGACAUCUAUUCUAGUCCCUCUCCCAUCAUUUAAACAUACUAAUUCCCUCUCCUCCAUUAGCUCCUCAACUACCCUACCAUCUACAUCUGUGUGUUUCCCACCCCACAAAGUGUUAUGUGCAUUAAAGUCUGCGCACCAGAUAACCUUUCGUCUAUCAACCCCUUUUAUCCUAACUAACCUAUCCAAUAUUAACCUCCCCCUGGAUUAUAGUAGUUAACUAUAACCACCGCCUCCCCUCCCUCCCACAACUCUACCACUAUAUAUUCCUGCUCUUCCCCACUUUCUAUCAACCUAUAAGAAAUACCCUGCCUAAUAAAUAUUGCGCACCCUCCUCUUGCUUCUUCUUCACUCCUAUCCCUCCUGAUUGUCAUAUACCCACUAACCUUAAAAUCUAAGCUAGGUUUCAAAAAAGUUUCCUGAACACAAACUACGUCUGGCUGUAUCUUCAUCUUCCUUAUAUAGUGUUUCAUCUCCUGUCCAUUAGCCAUCAGGCUCCUAGCAUUCCACUGCAGCACCCGAACCAUGAGCAUGAGGUGACUUUCCUACCUCCUGGCUUCGACUCUGGUUCUUAAUCUCCGCCUCUAUCUCCUCCCACUUUAGUCCUUCCAUCCCCAGAUGAUCAGCUGCUGCCUUCACAAUAUAUUGUAUAUUGGUGGUCUUAGAUGUAGACUUGCUUGUUGAGUUGAUAGCUGCCACAAUAAAUACUAUUAACUGCCUUUUGUCUAUCCCUAUCCUAUCCUGAUCUGACUGCUCUCUCCCCAACCCCCAAGUCCCCUUUCUUCCACCACCCCCUGUCUCCUCUACUCCCUGUGACCUUUCCUCCCUCUGUCUUACCAUCUUUGCUGCCUCUGCAUAACUUAUCUUAUCUAGCACCCUGAUUUUCUGAACUUCUGCCUCCCUCUUCAUAACUGGACAACCCCCAAACGUGACACUAUGUUCCCCCCCACAGCUACAGCAUCUUGGCUUGGUACCCUCCCCACAUUUCCCAUACUCAUGGUCCCCAGUGCACCUCGCACAUCUCCUGUUCUCCUUACAAUAUCUUGCAAUGUGGCCAAAUGACUGACACUUGUAACACCUCAUCGGCUUCGGUAUAAAUGCCCUCACAAAAUAGCUAAUGUACUCUAGGUACACUUUAUCUGGGAUUACCUCUCCUUCAAAUUCUACCAACACUGUCUCGGUUGUCUUCUUUUCUGGACCCCUUGUCAUUCUUUUAACAUUGGCAAUUCCCGUGCCCCUAGCACGUAGCUUCUCCUUCAACUCCUCAUCCCCUACCUCGAUAGGAAUCCCAGUAAUCACUCCCUUACAUCUUCUCCCCUGCACUCCAACCCGCACUACCCUCACCACUCUACUCUCACCCACCUUAGUUAACUUCCUCACCAAGGCUUCCUGGACAUCACUUGAACAUUCCACAAUCAAAUUGCCGUCUCCCAAAACCCUCGCAUACUUCAGCUCUCCGCACUUCCCUGUCAGUUCCCUUGUCAGCUUAAACGGAUUCAUUUUCCCUAUCCCACCUCCCUCAGCAAACCGUAUAACCAACCUAGUUCCUUCCUCCCUGCUCUCUCCCUCAGAACUAAAACUCUCCAUGUCUUCUUCGUUCGAUGAAUUUUGACUGUUCGUUCUUGGUCUCUUUCCUUCUCUCCCCUGUCCCCCAUCCCCUUUCCCUACACUUCCAUCCUCCCUCCCGGCCCUAGACCCCCUCCUACCCCUACCUUUCAUCCCUAUCCGCUAAGGUUAUAGAAAAGAAAGAAAUAAAGAAAGAAAGAAAUAAAGAAAGCAAGGUAACGGGCACCGGUCCGGACCUAUACAGGCCGUCGGUCGAUACCCGUCCCCGGAAACCCUAACGUUAUUUUAAUCUGACCGAUUAUCUAAUUCACCCAGCUAAAUCUCAGACGUAACUUUGCUUUAUCCUCCGAAGUACAUUCAUACACUCCAGUCACUUCAAUUCUCGCGCCCACACCGAACCACGAUGACGAUCCUCCUCUCAGCCCGCGACUGCCAUCCACGUGCUGUCCACCACGGCCCACCUUCUUCUUCUUCUUCGGUUGGCAACCAACUUAAGGAGCAUUACCGCCACCCACUGGAUUGGAGUGUGGUACAGGAAAUUAAGCAGGAAAAAAAAAAAAAAAAAAAAAAACAGAUAUAUGCCUCUGUACAAUAAGCCAGUCCCCCUUAAAUCCUUCAUUAAUGACUUGAAUACUUUUUCAGAUGCUGACCCUGACAGAUUCUCUACAGUGAGAUCUAGAUUUUCUUUCUCAGGUUGGUUACUAACAUGUUGUCUUUUCUAUGUGUGUUAAACACAGUCAGUGAGUUCAUGUUUAACUGUUCCCCUGCCUUACAGUAAUCUCAAAGUCCUGUUUCAUUCAGGCUCUGGUUGAGUCCUGUAUGUCCAGUUCUUAGACGGGUUAAUACUGUCUCCUCCUCCUUUGUGUUUUAAUUCUGCCAACAGGUUUUUGUACAGAUGUCGCCCUGUGUCAGCCAUAUUCCAGUAUUCUUGCCAUAUUUUUAAAGUGUGACUCUUAAUUACAGAUUUAACUUCUGUUUUGGAAAGUUUUACCACUACGUCUAUUUCCUGUGAUUUUAUCGCAGUUUUUGCCAACAGGUCAACUUUUUCAUUCCCUCUCCCUCUUAUUGGACCUACAGGAAAGAGAUAUCGUGUCCUUCUACAUGCCAUCCUGCUAAACUACGGUGUCUGCAGAGGCUUAAAUUAGGGAGAACGAGUUCAGGACGCCACUCAGCCGAGAAAAAAAAACACAAUUCUAAUCACAUGCGAGAAAGAAGAGAGAAAGUACUUGAUAUCGUACCGUUGUUGUAAAGAUCAUUUUGGGGUGAACCGACUCUACAUCAGAAAAGUCAAACCUGUUUCAGCGCAGUGUUGUUUAAUGUUGUGAAUGAAUGUUGAAGUAAUGUUAAUAAAGCUAAAUUACUAUGACGCACAGUUUAACAGAGUUUAACAACAAAGAGGCCUGUUGGCUCUUUUUAACACAUCUUUAGCUGGUACACCGUGUGGACUCUCUACUCUUCAGAGAGGAAGAUGCAGAGUCCAUGACCUUCAAAAACAACGUCAGAUUCUGAUCCCUCAGACCUCAGGACAGUUUUCCCUUCCCCUCAGUCCACCUUAAAUGGGCUCAGGUCCAGAGAAGUCUCUGGUGGUCCUGGAUUUUGUUAUGUUCUGGUCUUUGCAUGGUUCAGUUUGAACCUCAUUAGUGGAUGCAGUGAUGAAUUGUGUUUUACAGUCAAGGUUUUUUUAAGUGAUUCUGAGUCAAUGCGGUUAUUUCAACUCCAGAGUCCUGUCUGUUUUUAAUGCCCUGAAGAUCAGGACCAUCCAGUCCUGGUUUUUGCCCUUGUCCCUUUAGAACAGAGAUUUCUCCAGAUCCUCUGAAUCUUUGAAUGAUCUGAUGUUCUGUAGACGAUGAAAUCCACUCAGGAACUUUAUUCUGAAACUGUCGAACUGUUAGCUCACACAGUCUCUCACAGAAUGGUGAACGAGAUGUUUAGCAGACCACAGAGUGUGUAGAAAUGUAUAAGUGUAAACUCUUUUUAAACAUGAUGUACUUUUCAGGCUUUAUGAUGUAAUAAAUCUUAUUGUCAAAAAUACCAACAGAUGAUAGUCAUGGUUGUUGUUUUUUUCAUAUAGGGGAGAGUGGGGUAACAUGAUCCAUUUUUCAUGUUUGGGAUCACUCCAUCAAGUCAGUCCUAGUUUUGUCUCUAACUCGUGUAUCUGCAGAUAUUUCAGGAUGUUGUUCAUCCCUGCAAACCAACAGAAUGAGUGUAAACAGAACUGUCAUCUUCAGAAUAUAGCAGGACAAAAUAAAGUGGUCUCCUAUGGUCAACUUACCCUGUGUAUGGGGUAAGUUGACGAUGAAAUCCACUCAGGAACUUAAUUCUGAAACUGUUGAACUGUUAGCCCACUCCCCCCUCACAGAUACCACAAUUGAUGAAUAAAACUAAUCUAAAAUGAUCUUUUUUGGUCUGAACACAAUUCUAAUCAAACUGACGACUAAAGAAUAAAAUUCACUUUACAGAGGGAAGACAUUUUUUUUUGUAAAUAAAUGUCUAACCCCUUCUUCACCCAUGUGCUUCUAACCUUCACAGACUCCGUUAAUUGAUGCCCAUCUCUUAAAGAUUUGGUCACAUGAUCAAUUUAUUCGACCAUUUCUUAGCAACGCAGGGGGGCUUAACGUACUUGGAAAUAACUUUUGUCAAAAUCUGAAGAUUGAUCCAUCAUGUUUAAUAACCAGCAUGAAUAACAGUCUCUCUUUCCCUGUGUAAAUGCUGCAUGUUGUAUAUUUCUUCCCUUUGAAUACUAAUACUAAUUUUGAGUUAUUGUAGUGCUUCAAGAUCUUGUGUUAAAACCACUGUGCUGAGUGAUGUGAUGACACACACACACACACACACACACAAGAGCGAAGGAAUAUGGCCCCACAGCUGCCAACACAAACACACACACAAACACACAAUGACAGAACCCUACAAACAUACUGUUUUCAUUUAAAUAAUGACCAUAAAAACACGUUUCACUUUAUUCAGAGUAUUUUUCCGUAAUUGUUGCAUCAUGUUCAUCAAUAUUAGUCUUACAGUUUAAUAUUAUUACAUCUUAAAAUACAAAAAAAUGUAUUAUAGUCUCCGUCUUCAUCCCUCUUCUUGCUGCGUUCUGUAGCCACUCCUCCAUCUCUCCACUGAUUGGCUGCUUGAUGUGACAGCCAUUGACUCUAGCCAGUGAAAGGUAGGAACACGCUCUGGCUCCACCCUGUUGUGAGUGUAGAAUUCCCGCCCUGUUGGAGUCGCUGGGUGGGUGGGGCUGUGAAGCAAUGCGCUGCUGACCUGCGUCCCGGAAAGCCAAUCACCGACGAGAAUGCAUCGGCACUCCGCCCAUGAUGGCGGACUGUGUUCCCGCCCACUGAAUGGGAAUAACCAACGGGGGCGUUGCUGGGGGGCGGGGCCGAGCCGGAGCUCGACCCAGUUUGAAAGUGAACCAACGUCUCCAGUCUGAGCUUCAGCCCCCAAACAACAACAAGAACCCAAGAACCCGAAAAAUCCGAGAACCGAUCCAGAGUCUGCUUCAACCUGAACCCGGCCCUCCUGACGAGUGAGUACCCGUCCUCCCUUCCCCGAACCGGAGCCGGGCCAGAUUUCUGUAAUUCCCCCCUGAAAAUGAGCUGGCUGCGGUGUCCCGGUGGUUUUUCUGUCCGUGUAAAGAUCCGUCAUGGAGAGAUGAUGUGAGGCAGAGAGAGUGAUAAAAUGGCCGCUGGAGACAUUUCUCCUCAGGUUCGGGGGUUUGUGAGAGCGCGCGCCGGGGACUGUUCGGAGCGUGUUGUUGUAAACACGUAACGCCCAUUUAUGAGGCAUGAAUGUCAGGAAAUAGUCGCGUCCCGUCCAUACAACGCUGACCUCUUCUGGUGAUAGACGGAGCCCUGCGUUGAAAAAUGCGUAGCCCUCAUACUAUCCCCCUUCUUUCCAUUGCAAACCUGCCCGUUUGGAAAAAAUGUUGAAACAUAUUUCGGAAAUAAAAUCCCCGAAGAAAAGGGGGGAUUUAGUUGUAUUUUAAGGCGUUACUGUGGAAAAAAAUAGUUUUUUUUUUUCCUGCCCGUUAGCGCGCUGCUAGCAGAGGGGGAUGGGGCGGCUAGCUCUGCAGAGGGCGGGAAGCAAAUGGUGUCCCAUUGUUCUGCCCGUUAGCUGUUAGCACGGCUAAGCUCACUGCAACAGAGAAUAGAUCCACGGACUAACACGAAGCUAGCCGAGCUUUUCUUCACCUCCGCGGCUCCCCUCAGCUCCGGCUCCGGCGGAGCGGCCGGACAGGCACCGCUGAGAUGUCCCGGCUCAAUGACCGGCCGAUGAAGGCUGCAGCCCGGGUUUGUGGGCCUCCAGCCCCCCGACAGAGAAAAUGGAUCCCCACUUUGUUCUCUUUGUUAUUCAGCAGCAGCAGCAGCAGCAGCCUGGGAGCAGAGAGGAGCCGUUUAUUAGAGCCACAGACACGGGCUCUUCAUUACAGGACAAACGCUAUAAUAAUAAUGGGGUUUAUAUGAGAAACGUACACUCUUAUAAAAAGGCUGAAUCUGAAUAAUGAACAUUAUUAGACUUACAGGUUAAAGGGUCAUUCCACCCAAAUGUUUUAUCAGCCAACACGUUUGUUAAUUGGUUGAUUAAUUGAUAAGAAACUUGAAGUUAAUUGUAAAAUGAUUCUCUAUUUGGAAGCAUUUACAAAUUAUUUUUGAUUCAUAUUCAGCUUUUUUUUUUUUUUUUUUUAAUUUCAAUCAGCUGAUUCUGACAAUUAAAGAGCAGCUCAGCUGAUAGUUGAUAUUUAAAGUUUAACAUUUAAAUCAAAAUGAGAAAAAAAUAAUGAACAGGAUAUAAGAUAACACAAGGCAGAAAGUAUUUGGAUUUGUUCAGCCAUCUGUAGAUAAAAUAUAAUGCAGGGUAAACAGCCAAGAUAAUAAAUGGUUCAUUAGUAUUAAAUGCACAUUUGCUGUGGUACUUUCUAAACUGAUUGUAAGGUAUUAUGAUAAAACUUGAGAAAGAGUAUGACAGAGGAAAUUUGAUCUAAUCUUGAAUAUUACUUAAAAGCAGAGUUAUAAUCACAGAAGAAGGCUGCGCGGGGAGGUCACAGAGGUCCCUGAGCCACACAAAUACGUUUUUAAGUAAUAGAGAGCCUACAUUAUCUGUGUAAUAUAAACAGAUUUUGUUUAUUAAACCAAUCAUCCACACUUAUUUAUAUACCAUAUGUGUGCAUUAGUGCACAUUCAUUCAUUUACUUAGUCACUGAUUUCAUCACAUUAUGUCUGCAUGCACCAGACUGACCCUGCAAAGCUCAGAGCUGCAGACAGCAGAGGAGUGGGCGAAGGUGCUGCAGGUCCAUCUUUAUGGGAUCAAAAACUCUGUAUAGGUUUCUCUUUUUGUUGAAUUACUACUGUGGUAUAAACAUUUAAACUCCUGAGAAUUACCUACCAAAUGGAAAAUGUACCUUCAUUGGACGUUUGACAGUCGAGUAUUAACCCUGAAUGGCGAUAUUUGGAAUAAAACCCGAUUCAGACCUUACAUGCUCAUUAGUCUAAUAGACUAGGGUGGAAACACCUGUUCUAGGGUUAGUGAAGGUGAUGAUGACAGUAGUCGCUGAAACACGGGAAUCAAAAUGCCGUUAAUCUGAUCACACUGUCACCUGUGAACUCAGCGGUUUCUGAGUAGAGAUGUGCCGACGAGUCUUUUUAAGAAAUAAAGUCUGUUGUCUGUGUGCUGUCAAUGAAACUAUCCACACAUCUGCCUACAUACAUCCAUCUGCUGCUCAGAUAUACCAAUUAUAUAUAUAAUACUAAACAGGCCUGCUUACACUUGGAUCAACUUUAGUGCAAACUUUUUCAUUGAUUAUAAUUUACAUACUGGAUCAGAGCAUGAGUGUUGAUUUGUUAUAUUUGCACAUUUAAAACAAAAGAUAUAAGAGAGCUGUCACGAUAAAACAAUUUCACCCCGAGAUUAUUUUGACCAAAAUAUUCAGGAUAAUGACGUCACAGAAACACAAUCAGGAGUGAGUGGGAGGAGUUAUCAUGAUUUUUAAACACAUGCUUUUAUUUUGAAAUAAAAUGCUACUCCAGUAAAUUUCAAGUGACAGAACAGAAUGAAAACGAUAAAAACUGUUGGGAGGUUAAAAAAUAAAAAAGUUGAAUCCAUCAGCCGCCAUCGAGACGUGAACUUCACGAUAACUCGUUAUAGUGAACCAAGACCGACCCGACUGUAAACCUUUUAGUCGGUGCAACAUCAAAUGAAAAAUGAUCAAUUAGUGAUCGUUAUUAUAACGGUUUCAUUAAAGGAGCAUUACACUGUUCACUAACUGUUCCCUGUCUUUGUUCUCCACCUGUCAGGCCGUCAGUAUGAUGCGCAAAGACGUAAACAAGCCGAAGGGGAAGACGUCGGCUUACGCCUUCUUCGUGCAGACGUGUCGAGAGGAACACAGGAAGAAGAACCCCGAGCAGUCCGUCAACUUUGCCGAGUUCUCCAAGAAGUGCUCUGAGAGGUGGAAGGUGAGGCGGGGGGAGUUAGUGACAGGUAUGCGGUUGGGUCAGAGGUCAGAGUGCUCACUGUGUGUCUGUGUUUCAGGCGCUUUCUGCCAGCGAUAAGAAAUGUUUUGAGGACAUGGCGAAGGCUGACAAGGUGCGCUACAACCGAGAGAUGAGAGACUACGUCCCCCCGAAGGGCUUUGGGAAGAGGGGCCGCAAGAGGAAAGACCCCAACGCCCCCAAGAGACCCCCGUAAGUCCCAGGCCCACCCCCCAGACAUAUAAGAUACCUGGACGGGUCGACCAGUUACAGCUGUCUUUACGUGUCCUCAUUAGAUCGCCCACUAGGAUCAUCUUCCUCACUUGAUUCUGUCUCUGUGGCGAGUUUUUAAUCUGUCCUAAACCUUAUUGACUGAACUGAUGUCUGUCCGGACCUGAAACUGAACUCACCUUACACUCUUUUUUUGGGGUUCCUUAUCGCUCUGUAUGGAGGUUUAGGGAACGUACGUUUAUAUGAUAGAGGAGACGUAUGAGACGGUUUUUAAAUGAAGUUAAAAGACUCUGGAAGUUUGUGAUUCGGUCAAACUUGAAACUGUUCAGGUUUGAGUCUUCAGAGUCUGUCAGACACCAGAGAGCAGGAAUGAGCUGAGAGGAGCGGGAACUUCAAACAAAGAUGAAGACGAAUAAAAGCAAACGUGUGUUUCAGGUGAAGGGGUUAACUUUCAAAACCUGGACUUUAAUUUGAGCUUUUUCAAAAUAACCUGAUAAAACGGGCUCAUUACUUUAAACCCCAUUAUUAGGAUUUAAAUCAAGACUUCACACCCAGACUGACCUGUCUCCUGUUCACUUUCGUCCGUAUUUAUUUUGUCUUAAUUAUCGAGUGAGUUAAUGUGUCGACCAAAAACAGAAUAUAGUGAUGAGACACUUAUAAAAUGGGCCAUAAUAAAACAAUAACGUGACUGACCAGGGCUGGGACGAUCUGCUUUUCUCCCGAUUCGAUUCUUCUACGAUUUUUUUGGAUGCCAAUUCGAUUUAAAUUGCGAUUCCAUAAUAUUGUUGGUUUUCUCGAUUUUUAGUCUGUAUUUUUAACUCCAGUGAAACAGUUGAAUGAUUAUGAUUAUCUACUGACUAUUCCAGGAACUAUAUUUCCCCAAAAAAUACACAUCACAUGUAAGUCGGUUUUUAAGAUUUAUUCUUAAAUAAAAAAAAAAAAAAAGAUUUCUGAGCAAAAAAAUCAAUUUAAAAUAUGUAAAACAAAAAAUUGCAAAAAUACUUCCAUGAAUCGAUUUUUUCUUCCUAUAACUGACUCCUAGAGAAACCCGGGGUACUGGGAGCUGAAUCCUGAAAAACUACACCCAAAAAAGUCUCAUUUGAACCACCACACAGACAUUUUCAAUCCUACAGGGAACAGUCAGAUCCACCAGAGGGAGUCCUCACCUCAAAACCUCAAAACCUCAGAGACUGUGGACCAGAAGAAGAAAAGAGCAGCAGACCAUAAAACCGUAACUGAUCACGUUCGUCUGUCUGUGAUUUUAGCGUUUGUUUCGACAACAUGAAGGAAACCUGCAGGUGUUUUAAUGAACUAACCACAUGUUCGGUGUUUUAACUCGACCCUGAAACUGAAUAUGUGAAACACUGAAGCUUCAAACUGAAGACUGUGUGAUUAAAACGUUCGUCAGUCAGUCUAACAUGAACAGACAAGUCUUCAUACUGGAUUUGAAGGAGCUGAGACUCUCCAGAUAUUGUCAGAUAUUUGGAGGAUCAAACAGUGAGGUGUUUCCUCAUGUUUGGUUCUGACUCUGAGGACAGAAAUCGGACCUCCUCAGCAGUCUGGAUGGUUUGGUUUGUUUGAGUGUCGUCUUUACUCCAGCCGUCUUCAAUCUGCUUCAGGUAAAAUCAUGAAAACUGUAAAAAAAACAAAUGUUUGUGAGCCGUUGUCUUUAAACAAACUUAGUCUCAACAUGAUAACGACCUCUCCCAGCUCGGGGCUGUUUGUCCAGAAACCUUCUGUCUGAAAAAUGCUGUUUGCAGAAUGAUGUAAAUCUAGAAAACAUGUUGGGAUUGAGGCUUUGAAAUCAAACCAGUAUAAAAAUCUGGUCAAGAGUAUCCUGACACUGCAUACCACUCUUCUCUCGCCCACCCUGGGCGGUAUUGUGUCUCUUCAGGUUCUGGUCCUCUACCAGAGACCUGGGUGCUUGAGGGUCCUGCCCAGUAUCCUUGCUGUUUCUAGGACUGCACUCUUCUGGACUGAGAUGUUUCUGAUGAUUCCUCAGGGUUCUGUUGGAGCCACUUCUUCUCCAGUGUGGGGGUUUCUGCCCCGAUAACCACGGGCACCACUGUUGCCUUCACCUUCCAGGCUUUCUCCAGGUUCCUCUUUGAGCCCUCGGUUCUUCUCUAGUUUCUCGUGUUCCUUCUUCGUGAUGUUGGUAUCACUUGGGAUGGCGACUUCUACCACAACAGCUUUACUCUGCUGUUUGUCUACGAUUAAGAUGUCCAGUUGGUUGGCCAUAACCAUUUUGUUGGUCUGUAUCUGGGAGUCCUUCAGGAUCUUGGCUCGGUCAUUCUCCAUCACCUUGGGAGGUUCUUCCCAUUUUGACCUCAGGGUUUCCAGUCCAUGUUCUGCUCUGAUGUUCCUGUACGCUAUACCGCCUAUUUGGUUAUGGCGUUCCAUGUUUGCUUUUCCUGCCAGCAUCAGAUUUCACACCAUGCAAACGGGCGGAGACGAACAAGUGAAAGGUUUUUAGACGUCAUUUCACCCCGAUGACACCAUGGAUGAGGAGAUGCUGAUUCUAGAAGUCUAGAAGUAGAUUUCCUCCUCUGGAAGGACACACUCGUUGUUGCGCAAUUGCAAUUGAAUCUGCGGGUUCUUUUGAGUUCUCGUGAUCCGCCACAAAGUUUGCUUCACAAACUGAUCCAGUAGGAAUUGGCGAAUGGCGAAAAUCGGCGCCGUUCCGUAUGUGGUACAGAUUUGGGAUUAGUUCUGGUGUUCCUGUUAGCUCAGGCGGUGUGUUGGUGCUCAGAUAUGUAUGUACAUGAUCAGUCAAAUGAAUUGAUCUUGUUCUUCCACAGGUCUAUAAAAACCAUUUGUUUGGUUUCCCUCACAGCCAAUCACUGAAGUCCUGUGCAUGAAAGAGUCUAAUGUGCGUGUUUGUCUCUCUUUGUGUGUGUGUGUGUGUGUGUGUGUGCGCAGGUCUGCGUUCUUUGUGUUCUGCAGUGAGUACCGUCCCAGCGUGAAGCAGCAGUACCCCGGUCUGUCUAUAGGAGACUGUGCAAAGAAGCUAGGAGAGAUGUGGAGCAAACUGUCUCAGAGCGAGAAGCAGCCGUACGAGGAGAAGGCUCAGAAACUACGAGAGAAAUACGACCGGGUGAGACGCGCACGCACACACACACACACAGGUGAGGGAACAGGUGAGUCUGUGGGCACGACUCUAACACACUCUGUCCCUCCCUCAGGACAUGGUGGCCUACCGCGGCGGCGGCACCUACGCCAGAAACCCCGGCUCCUCCGCUCAGGGCGGGGAGGACGAGGAGGAGGAGGAAGGAGAGGAUGAAGAUGAGGAUGAGGACGAGGACGAGUAGAGAGGGACGAACGAGACUGAAGAGAGAGAGAGAGAGAGAGAGAGCGCGAGAAAGGCAGGUAGGUGUGUGUGUUUCGGAGCACAGACAGGUAGAGUGACAGAUGAUUGGACCAGAUGAGGUAGGGGGCGGAGCUUCACUGCAGGUUAGAGAAAAUAGAUUCAGACAACGUGAUCAAUCCCCAAAGGACAAUUCAUUUCACGGUUAACAAGGAGCAGACAUUAAGAGCAGCAUACAGCCCAAACACAAAUCAGCAAUACAUGAAUAAAGAGAAAAUAAACACACAUGUGCAAUACGACGAUGACAAACUUAACGAAUGAACAGUUACCCACAGGUGUGCUGAUUUAGGAAGAGAAGAAGAAGAAGAAGACAGACAGGUGAGAGAGAAGGUGAGCUCGGCCGUUUAUCUCCUUGGCAACACAGAGAGUGAGUGUAGGAUCAGUGUUACCAUGGAGAUGUGUCCAAACGACACCUGCAGCUCAGGUGUGGCUGUGACAUCACAGGUGGUUGAAAAUCAGAGCGAGGAACUAAAACGAGAGGACGACCCGUCAGCCAAUCAGCAGCCAGAGAGAGAGAGAGAGAGGUCGCUCUGAGACACACACACCACCAGAGUGUGUGUGUCUAUAUGUGUGUGUGUGUGUGUGUGUGUACCUGUGUGUUGGAGUGUGUAUGAGUGUGUGUCAGUGUGUAUGAGUGUGUGUGUUAGGUGUGUGUAUGUGUGUUGGAGGUCAUCAGAUGUUAAACUGUCCCACGUUAAAGGACAGACCCCACCCCCCCACACCCUCACUGUUACCAUGGUUACCCCUGCACCCUCCCUCCCUAAGCCCUGCGUGUUUCCAUGGAAACGUUGCCCCGCCCUCUUCCUGUGGUUGUUUUUUUAUUUUUACUGAAGUUGGAUCAGUUUGUUCUUGUUCACUGUCAGAGUAGAAACUUCAACUUUUAUAAUAAAACCAACACCUGAGGAAAACACACCUGUCUGCCUGAC